Rhopalosiphum maidis (corn leaf aphid) is the source of this 1689-nucleotide messenger RNA. RefSeq lists its product as uncharacterized. NCBI's taxonomy places the organism in Eukaryota, Metazoa, Arthropoda, Insecta, Hemiptera, Aphididae. The coding region runs from base 152 to 1108 and encodes 318 amino acids. The record is from RefSeq and is a predicted model, not a curated record. The transcript is spliced from 5 exons.
AAGAUAACAUUUAAACGCUCUCUUUUCCACGAUGCCGUCAACGUCUAAAAUAUCCGCAUCCAACUGAGCUCACUAAUCUUAUGUAAGUCAAACUGUGUAUACCGAUAUCGCUCAUUGGACGGACUGCCACACCGAAGACGACAAUAAACAAAUGACGAAAAUUUAUAACAGGCCGCUUUUCGCGGUAUUAUUAGUGUUUGUGGCAUCAACCGGCGUCACUUUAGCCGACGACGAUAAAUGGGUAUGGGGCAGGUCAAACGAGCAAUCAAAGGCUGACUCGAGAAUCGGGUCUUCGUCCGACGAGGUGAUUCGAAUAGCUAAACCGUUAUUGCGCAAUCAGCCCAACCAAAAGCCCAGUCCAUUAUUCCAACCCGCCAACAACCCAAGGCUGGAUACCAAACAUUACAGAGAUGACUCCAUUCGAAAUGGGCGUUAUGAAGUCAACGAGGAUUAUGUACCGGAUAGGGAACCUUUGAUCCAGCAACCAAUCCAUAUAUCUGAGACCUUUAACAGCAGGCCCUUCGACAGACCACCGCCGCCAAAUACCCUACCGCAAAGACCUUUGUCAAACUUCCAAGGAUCUUCGCGACCGCAGCGGCCGACUGUGAUCAUCGAUUCCGUGCACGCGCCGUCCAGGAAACCCGUACCCGUAGCUACUGAACCAGCCGGGUCUGCUGUCGGUAUACUCACUGGACCAGUGCCCUCGUGGCAACGACCAGCAGUCCACAAAAAUGGUGAUCCCACAAAUUUCGAAAAGUGCAAAUGCUCAUUCUCUUUCAAUUGCAAAUCUCCUGGGAUCAAGUUUGGAAGCUGUGAUGAAGGAAAACAAUACUGUUGUUACAACGAUUUUGAUGGCGCAAAUUCAGGAAGCCAAGAAGUGGACAAAUAUGGAGGAGAUCGUAGCGAACCCAUACCUUCCGUGUUAGUUGGCCCAAGUGGAAGUCACAGACCUGGUUUGAAACCUGGUAUAUAUGGACAAGUUUCCAACAAAAAUGAAUAUAUUGAUCGACAAGAACUAGUUGGUAACAGUUUUCCUAAUGAACCAUUAUUUAACAGAAGACCAAACGAGUAUGGAAACAAUCCUUUUAUUAUUCCAAGACAAUUGUAGGUAUAUUAAAUAAUAUUAUUAUAAACAAAUGUAAUUAUUAUUAUAUAUUUUUUUCUUAUUUGAUAAAUUGUAUUAUAAUUUUAUAAGUGCUAAUUAAUACUUGAUGUAUAUUUCAUUGUAAAACAAAUAUUGUAAAAUAUCAGUUAUUUAUAGUAGGAAGGUGAUAAAAGAGUAUGCUUGCAGAUACAGGAUAAUACAAAAACUAUUUUACAUCUUAUAUUAUAUAUAACUAUAUAUUAUAUUCGUACAUAGCUACGUCUUAAAAUUUAUAAAUACUUUUUUAAUUUAUAAAAAAAUCUAAUAAGUAUGAAUUAUUUUUUAAAACCAAAACAUGAUAUAAAUUACUAUGUAAUUAAUAACUAUGUAUUUAUUUAUAAAGCUAACUAAUACAUAAGGAUAACUUACCACAAUUUAUUUAUUAUAUUUUUUUUUUUUUUACUUUACCUAUAUAAGUAACUAUAAUAAUUUUUCUUAUACUAACAACAUAUUGUGAAACUGUAUUCUAGACAUCUAGAUUUUGUAUUACUAGUUAUUUAUUUAUAUUUUAUUUUAUUGAAUAAAUAAAUUAUCAUUAUGCUAAA